Messenger RNA from Fundulus heteroclitus (mummichog), 2875 nucleotides. Its product is annotated as zinc finger protein 69 homolog. The transcript has 2 exons. Gene Ontology annotation, biological process: regulation of transcription by RNA polymerase II. Lineage: Eukaryota; Metazoa; Chordata; Actinopteri; Cyprinodontiformes; Fundulidae. Bases 117 to 1400 code for a protein of 427 amino acids. Gene Ontology annotation, molecular function: RNA polymerase II cis-regulatory region sequence-specific DNA binding; DNA-binding transcription factor activity. The record is from RefSeq and is a predicted model, not a curated record.
AAGAAGAAGAACCUGCGGCAGCAGCAACAACACAAUGGAAUAGACUGUCUGGUUCUGUUAGCAGAGUUAGCUUCGUUGUGUCUUCUGAGCUGAGUGUUUGUGUCUUUGCUGCAACAAUGUCUUCAUCUCAGUCUCUGAGAGAGUUUAUCAGGGAGCGACUGACCGCUGCUGCUGAAGAAAUAUUCUCAGAGUUUGAUAAAACCAUCGUCCACUACGAGGAAGAGCUGGACCGUCAGCGCAGACUGCUGGAAAUCAGCUUGAAACCCCAGAUAAACCUGCAGAGAAUAGUUCUCCCACAGCAUUAUGUUUGGAAAGAGGAAGAAGUUCCCACUGACCAUCACUUCAGCAACCUAGAGAGUAACUCCAGUUUGGACCAAGAGGAGUCACAUCCUUUUUGCACAAAGGAGGAACUGGGGAAACCUGAACCUCAACAGAAGAAAGAAAGCCGGGCCAAACUUGAAACACCACAAAUAAUGGAGGACCAGGUAGACCCAGAACAUCCAGCAAUUAAGACCGAGCAGGAGGAACUCUAUAUUAGUCUGGAGAAAGAGCAGGUUGAACAACAGCAGUCAAUUGAUUCCUUUACACUAGUCACUGUUUGUGAGGAAACGGACCACAGGGAACUAGAAUCAUACAAGGACCAACUCAUCGCUCAGAUUUCCAAAAUGUCUGAGAAACAAAAUCAAGAAAGGAGCGACCUUGAAGAUUCAGGAUCAAGUAGCAAUGAAGAAAAUAAGAGUUUUCAGCAAAUCCAAGGUGAUGUUGAGGAUGUAGACAAUACAGAAGUGGAAAGACAGAAGACAGUGCUCAUAAAUGACAGCAUUUCAGCUUGUAAAAUUUGUGGUAAAAGUUUUUCUAAGAGGUAUUUGACUGAACACAUGAGAAUUCACAGAGGCGAUAAACCUUUCUCAUGUGUGACUUGUGGAAAAAAAUUCAGCUAUAAAGCAGGUUUAUGCCAACACACAAGAACUCAUACAGGUGAGAAGCCUUUUUGCUGUGCGACUUGUGGAUCACGUUUUUAUCGCAGGAGUAGUUUCGCUGAUCACAAGAAAACUCACUCAGGUGAGAAACCUUUCUCAUGUUUGACCUGUGGAAAAACUUUCAGCCUGAAAAGAAAUUUAUCUCGGCACAUAAGAACUCAUACAGGUGAGAAGCCUUUCUCAUGUUUAACUUGUGGAAAAAGAUUCAGCGAUAGACCAAGUUUAUCUCAGCACAUAAAGAUUCAUACGGGUGAGAAGCCUUUUUCCUGUUUGACUUGUGGAAAACGUUUUAAUCGCAAAAGUCAUUUGACUAAUCAUAUGAAAACAUACAGAUGUAAGCAAGUGAAAUCUGAUACUCUCAAGUGUGGGGGUAUUUCAAUAAUGCCAGGUGGAAAGUUGAGCAUCGUAGGUAAUCAUUAAAUAGGUUUUGAUAUGACAUGUGCAUGAGCUCGUAAUACAUUUAGUGCAGUUUUCUUAUUUAACCUGGUAAGCCAGACUGAUGAUGUGGAGCACUCUAUGUUCUUCACAUUAUCACUCUGGGACUGCUUCUAUCGGAUCUGUUUGGGUAAAGGAGGGACAUUGGUUGGUUUUAGCCAAUCACGGUAAAAUGAAAAUGUUAGCAGCUGGUGGCAUGAGAAACCACAACAAGGUAAGCUAGUGAAGGAAGGGUUAGGGUUACUUCAUGCUAUUCUCCUUCAAAGAAGAAGUCGUGGAUUCUUACAAACCAGAUGUGAUAGCAGCAGCUACGUGUUUGCCUUCCUGUGCUGCCAUGUUCAUGUUGGUUCAGCUGUGGGCUCGGCAGCUCUCAUUGUCACAGCUGAAAUGUCCCGCCUUAAACCAUAAUGCUACAACUGACUUUGGUUCUGUCACAAACGGUUGAAGCUGGAGCGGUAUAAGAUGAAUUCUUGUGUGUUUAUGAAUGCACAAAUACCGUGAGGAUUCAUCUUGCAGGCAAGGUUAAUGUUUUGGUCCAUGCUCCUCCAUAAGCAGCCCUGUUUGAAGAUCAGAAAGGUUACCUCUUAUUAGUUUGCUGCUAGAACUUUAAGACAAUGUUGUCCUCCGGCUACAGGAACAUAAUUGUUUCUUUUGAACAUUUUAAAAUAAUUUUAUUGGUCUGUGUUUUAUCUCCUCUCUGCCCAGCUCUCUCUCUUCAAGGACACCAAUCUUGUUUUUUCUGUUCUAGUAGAUUUAAAAAGAAAUCUUCCGAUCAUUUGAUUAAAGCCAUUGAUCACAGAGAUUAAAAAGUAGGCAAACAGUUUGAUUGUACAAAGGUCUUAAGAAAAGAGAACAUAAAAACCAAAGCAUUAUGAGCAGUACAAACUGUUUCUUUACAUACUGUAUAUGAUAUAAAUAGACAGUUAUAGUUUGCUGUUUAUUAAGUGAACUUGAUUAUGAUGGAAGCAUUGGGAAUUAAUUUAAGAUCCCUUGUUUGUACCCACAAACAAGGAAUAAGUAAUCACAGUAAAAGUGAUCAAAAUGAGACAGUUUUUAUUUGAAGUAGAUUUUUUCUUUUUCUUUUGGAUCAUGUUGAUAAAGUAAUAGAUUAGAAAGAAGUGAAACAGUUCCAUUGUAAAAAGUUAUUAGUCAGGAAAAGCGAAACAUAAAAACAAAUAAUGUCUUUCCAUACUGUAUAUGAUGUGAAAUGACGUUAUAUAUUGUAGUUUGCUGUUACCUAAGCUUGAUUAUGAUAUGAACAUUGGAAACCAAAUUCAAAUUCCUUGUCUGUUCCCACAAACUUCGCUAAUAAACUUGACUCUGAUUAUCACAAAAUCUUUAUCUUUCCUCACUUUAACAUUUCUUCACAAUAAAUGUUUCCUCUAGGUCAACGAGAAUUAGUAUUUUUUCUCUAUUUGUUAGAUGUUUGGACACUCAAUGAAAUCUUGAAGUUCUCAUAC